Molecule: messenger RNA, 546 nt
Organism: Linum trigynum
Lineage: Eukaryota; Viridiplantae; Streptophyta; Magnoliopsida; Malpighiales; Linaceae
Source: the annotation of a GenBank genome assembly
AUGUCUUCCGGAUCGGGCUCUUCGCUGAGCAAAGAAAGAAACACUGUCGUUUCUUCCGCCGCCAUCACUGGCGGUGCUGCGACCACUGUCAUCGUUGCGUACCCUCCUGCCGCGCCCAUCGUCCUUGACUUGUCGGCGACAAUUUCAGAUCCUAUUAUUGUCGCCACUCAAGAUAUGCUAAAUCUCAAUCUUUUCUCGCCCUUUAGUAUAUCGAAUGUUGAAUGGGAUCUAAGCGGGGUUAACAGAGAAUUUGGCGGGUCUUGGUCUGAUGAUGGCCUCUUUCUAUUGGGCCAAACUGGAGAUUGUUCAUUUAAAUUGACCGACGUUACUUUGGGCUUGGGAAGAGAAACUAUAGCGGUUAGGAGGGAUGCGUCUGCAGUUGGGGAUAACUUGGCAAAUUUUUGUGGUGAUUCUUUAGUGAGCGUUAGCUCUGAAGAGGGGCUUAGUAUUGAUGAGGCAAGCUCGAAUGACCACCUUCGCUCGAUAUUUCUAAGGAUACCUCUGGUUAUAACUUUAGAGCGGUGGAAGACAAUGCAUAAUAUGUGA